This is a messenger RNA of Adineta steineri, 1332 nucleotides long. Lineage: Eukaryota; Metazoa; Rotifera; Eurotatoria; Adinetida; Adinetidae. The record is from the annotation of a GenBank genome assembly.
AUGCCGAUAUGUCGACGAGGUUAUACUAAAUAUAUAUUAUUAACUUUAACAAUAUGGCUUGGUGCUAUUGUUUUAUUUACUUUUCGUACUGAUUCGUUAUCUCAAUCAAAUAAUGAUAUGCAAAUAAAUGUAGUCGAUAGAACUGCACCACCAUCGUUAGUUGAUCGUAUUAUUGGUGUUUUACCAUUUAAAACAAAGGUUGAUAAUGAUCAUCCACCGGAAGAACGUCUUCGAGCAGUUGAACAAGCACGUAACAUGAGUGGUCAAGUACAAGUUGUUGCACCUGAUAUGAAUAAUGGUCAUAAUGAUCCUAAAACUGGUGGACCUGGUGAAAUGGGUAAUGCAGUUCGGAUUGAUAAAGAUAAACUAUCAAAAGAAGAAAGAAAAAAAUAUGAUGAUGGAUGGCAAAAUAAUGCAUUUAAUCAAUAUGUUAGUGAUAUGAUUUCAUUGAGAAGAAACUUAGCAGAUAUACGUGAUCCAGAAUGUAAAAAAGUUGAUUUUCAUCCAAAUUUACCAGAUACAUCUGUUAUUAUUAUAUUUCAUAAUGAAGCACGUUCAGCAUUAUUACGUACAGUUUGGUCUGUUAUUGAUCGUUCACCACCUCAUCUACUAAAAGAAGUGAUACUUGUUGAUGAUUUUUCUGAUAAAGGUGCGUUAUCGGUAAUACAUUUGAAACAAGCACUUGAUGAUGAUAUUAAAUCAAUAAAAAAUGUUCGAUUAGUUCGUACAGAUAAACGUGAAGGUCUUAUACGUGCUCGUCUGAAAGGUGCUGUUGUUGCAAAAGGAAAAGUUUUGAUAUUUUUGGAUUCACAUUGUGAAUGUGCCGAAGGAUGGCUUGAACCACUCUUAGAUCCAAUUGCACGAAAUCCAAAAGUAGCUGUUGUUCCAUUAAUUGAAAUUAUUGAUGACUCGACAUUCCAAUUAAUUGGUACACCAAUACAAAAUAUACAAGUAGGUGGGUUUGAUUGGAAUCUUAUUUUUAAUUGGCAUGUUACACCUGAACGAGAAAUGAAAAGAAGACAAAAAAAGACCGAUCCAAUCAGGAGUCCAACAAUGGCUGGUGGUUUAUUUGCUAUUGAUCGAGAUUGGUUUAAUCAACUUGGUAUGUAUGAUCCAGGCAUGGAUAUUUGGGGUGGUGAAAAUCUUGAACUUUCUUUCAAGGUUUGGCAAUGUGGUGGUGAACUUUUAUGUGCACCAUGUUCACAUGUCGGUCAUAUUUUUCGAAAACGUUCACCAUAUCAAUGGCCUAGUAAUGUUAAUGUUGUUAAAAAAAAUUCAGUUCGUCUUGCUGAAGUUUGGCUUGAUGAUUAUAAAGUAAAAAUAAUUCAAUAA